Molecule: messenger RNA, 1732 nt
Organism: Sus scrofa (pig)
Lineage: Eukaryota; Metazoa; Chordata; Mammalia; Artiodactyla; Suidae
Gene: GSG1L2
Product: GSG1 like 2
Cellular component (GO): plasma membrane
Source: RefSeq, a predicted model, not a curated record
AUGGACCGGGCCAGGUGGCAGCAGGCGCUGGCCCUCCUCCCCGUCUGCCUCGCCCUCACCUUCUCCCUCACGGCCGUGGGCAGCAGCUACUGGUGUGAGGGGACCCGGCGGGUGGCAAAGCCUCUGUGCCAGGGCCACCCCGGGGGGUCGCACUGCAUCCACUACAGCAGUGGCAGCGGCGAUAACGGGAGCCAGGCCGUCCAGUACAUUUGGGAGAUGGGGGACGACAAGUUCAUCCAGCGCAGGUUCCACGUGGGGCUCUGGCAGUCGUGCGAGCAGAGCCUCGGCAGCGCAGAUGAAAGGUGUAGGAGUUUCCAGAGUGUAGUACCAGCCGAAGAACAAGGUGUUUUGUGGCUGUCCAUUGGGGCAGAGGUCCUGAAUAUCCUUCUGACGUUGACAAGCACCAUCCUCCUGGGCUCCAGAGUGAGUUAUCACAGCUCUGGUUUCCACUGGCUCAAGGUGGAUGCCUCUGUAGCCAUCCUCAUGGCGCUUGCAGGGCUCCUCGCCAUGGUGGCCCACAUGAUGUACACAACCAUCUUCCAAAUCACGGUGAACCUCGGACCUGAAGACUGGAAGCCUCAGACGUGGGACUACGGCUGGUCAUACUGCCUCGCGUGGGGCUCUUUUGCCCUGUGUAUGGUUGUGUCAGUCAUGGCCACGAGCAGAUACACGGCAGCCCGCCUGGAAUUCGCAGAGAAGAAAAGUAUGCAAGGCAGUCAGCACUCUCAACAUGACUUCCAGGAGCCCAAGGCUUCAGAAGGUGUUUGGGAAACAGAUGCUGCUCCCGGCCUUGCUGGGCGUGCCCUUGUCAGUGUUUCUGGGCACCUGCCCUCAGAUGCCCUGGGCAAGGUGUCCAUGUGCUAGCUAGGGCUCAUGGCUGCCAGAUCUGUCACAGUGAAUAUCUCUGGGGUGGGUUUUUCAAGGCUGUGGUCCAAGUAAACCUUCCACCUGCUGUCUCACCCUUCACUAUAUACCUUUGGCUUCAGCUUCUGAUGCCUGUUAUAAUGCCUGUAUCUUUAAGUGAGAUAAAGGUUACAACUAUAUCAACCAUUGACACGCUAGUAUAAAUGAGCAUCUCAAGCUUAAGGAUGACCAAAAAAAGAGGAAGCAUAUUGAGUAAGAGUACAAGAAGCUGAAGAAAGAGGAAAACAAGGCUUUGACUACAAAGAAUGUAAAUUUGUUGCCCACAGUUUUGUUGAUGCAAGAAUCCAGAAACUUUUUUUCUUUAGUGACACACACAAAUUGAUAGUAUGUGUGACUAUCCCAUAUUUUCAUUUUUAUUUUAACCCAGAAGAAAUGAAUUUAAAAUUUUGUUUUGUGUUAUUUUUAAAACAUAUUUUCUUCUAAAUUUCCUAAUUUCUACCUAUAGGAAAAUCAGUUUGAAGGGAUAAUCAAGUGGCAAAAUGAGAAAACGGUCAAAUUGAAUGACAUCUUAUCACAGUUAAGUGGAACAAAUGUUUGAAUUGUUGUGCUUAAAUUAAAUUGCCAGGCACUUCUGCUUCUAAAAAUAAACAUUGCAAAACAUGAAAGUCUUAUUUGAAGCAGUGGCAGGCUGCAUGUUUCCUAAUGUGUAUAGUUAUGAUAUUAUAUAAAUGUAUCUUAUAUUUUAAAUUAACAUGUUAUUGAGACCACAGGUUGUUAGAGACAUAAUUUGGGUUUCUGAAACUAAAAAGGACUGCCAAAUUCUAAUGACCCUAAAUGCAUCCUAGCUUAGAUUCGUCUAAAAAUAUGU